AUGGUGCUGAUUUUUCAUCGUCUAUAUCCUCAUACACUGAAGUUGAUACUAUUGAUUGCUCUGUGUACUUUAUCAGAUUGCUAUGACCCGUGGGAUCCAAAUGGUAACAUUUCUGUAACUUUUGACAUUUACCAACGGACAGACAAUGGAUAUCUGGGAAGGGUGACCCUUCAAAACUAUUAUCAAUAUCGCCAUGUAGACAAACCUGGGUGGAAACUAGGAUGGAUAUGGGCUAACAGUGAAGUGAUAUGGUCAAUGAAUGGUGCCGUUGCAACUGAUAGAGGGAAUUGCUCAUCUUACAGCGGCUCUCAGAUGCCACAUUCUUGCAAGAAAGAUCCCAUCAUAGUUGAUCUCACUCCAGAUGUCACAAAAAACAGGUCAGAGCAUUGCUGUAAUGGUGGCCUCCUCUCUGCAUGGGCUAUUGAUCCUUUGAAGUCAUUCUCUUUAUUUGAACUUGAAGUUCGCAACUUGGGGGGAAACCCACUUGGACAAGCACCUAAUAAUCUUACAUUGAUGGCCCCAGGUCCUGGUUACACUUGUAGUCCACUUCUGGAUGUUGAUCCCACUGUUUCCUCAGAUUCUGGGGGACGAAGACAAGUUCCAGCUAUCAGAACUUGGAAGUCAACAUGUACGUACUCCAGUUUCGUAGCAAAUACAUCACCAUUAUGCUGUGUUUCCCUCUCAACAUUUUACAACCCUGCUAUCACUUCAUGCCGUAAUUGCAGUUGUGGGUGUCCAGAAUCAGAUGAAAGUACAGGGCCUUGCAUAAGGCCAGGUGAUCCCUUGCCACAGUCAAAUGAGGACAACAUAAUAGAAUGCACUAAGCACAUGUGCCCAAUUCGAGUCCAUUGGCAUUUCAAGAACAACUAUGUGGAUCAUUGGAGGGUGAAGCUAACAAUUUCUAACUACAACUAUAAUAGAAACUAUUCAAACUGGAACGUACUGGUUCAACAUCCUGGUUUAAGCCAAAAUGCAAUAACUUACAGCUUCAACAGUACUAAACUUCCGGCCCUUGGGCUCCAAGAUGGAGUUUCCCUUUAUUGGGGGAUAGAUUUUUACAACAGUGAGUUAUUGCAUUCAGAUAAAGAUCAACUGAGGAUGGUGACAACAGAUAUAAUAUUGGAAAAAGAUCCAAAUUCUUUCACAUUAAGUAACGGAUGGGCAUUUCCGAGAAGAGUAUAUUUCAAUGGCGAGAACUGUGAAAUGCCUUUACCGGAUACAUUCCCUAUGUUACCAAAUGGUAGCUCAAGACCAACAACUUACUCAUGUGGUUUCAAUCCCUUAUUAAUAUCUUUGUUUCUUGCCCUAGCAUUCCUUUGGUUUUGA
Gastrolobium bilobum is the source of this 1326-nucleotide messenger RNA. Its product is annotated as COBRA-like protein 1. The transcript has 6 exons. Lineage: Eukaryota; Viridiplantae; Streptophyta; Magnoliopsida; Fabales; Fabaceae. Gene Ontology annotation, biological process: cellulose microfibril organization; plant-type cell wall cellulose biosynthetic process. Gene Ontology annotation, cellular component: plasma membrane. Bases 1 to 1326 code for a protein of 441 amino acids. The record is from RefSeq and is a predicted model, not a curated record.